GUAAAAAUUUUGGCUUUGUGCGAGGACUGCGAAGAAGAAACGCAACACAAAAGGAUAAGGCUGCAGGAAAAGUGAAAGUGAAAAACAAGGAUAUCUUUUGACAGCUCGGGUGGAAAAAAGGUGUUGUGCAAGUUCAAAAUUCAACAAAAUGGAGAUCGAAGCCGAAUCUCAAAAGCUUACCUUGGACUUAUCGAAAAAAUGCCUGAAAAAGAUUCCCAAAACAGACGACGCACAGCAGUACAAGGUGCUGAUUCUGGACGACAACGAGCUGCAGAAGAUCGACAAUAUUGAUUCGUAUCUUAAGAUUGAAAAGUUAUCACUUUGUAAAAAUCAGCUGCUUCGGAUGUACGGCGUUUGCCGGCUGCAUUGCCUCCGUGAACUGAACCUUGCCUACAAUGGAAUUUUAACUAUCGAAGGGCUUAAAGAUUUGAUUCAGCUGACUCACCUCAAUUUAGAAGGCAACAACAUCAAAACGAUCGAGCAUCUGAAUACCAACACUAAUUUGGAAUAUCUGAACCUGUCGGAGAACAGCAUCGGCAUCAUUUCGGAUAUUUCGUUUUUGAAAAAUUUAAAGGAGCUAUACAUAAAUGGAAACAGAGUCGCCCACUUGAGGCAAUGUGAUAAAAAUUUGCCCCACUCGUUGGAAACGUUAACGCUGGCGAAGAAUAACAUUUCCGAUUUGAACGAGAUGUGUACGUUAAGUCACUUAAAUAAUCUCAACAGCAUCACUAUUGCGGAUAACCCUUGUGUUCAGAUGACUGGAAGUUCUAUGGGGUUUGAUUACCGACCUUUUGUGCUUAAUUGGUGCAUGAGCGUUAAGAUGAUUGAUGGUUUCGUAGUGACAGCCAUUGAGAGUCUUAAAGCAGAAUGGCUCUACAGUCAGGGACGUGGCCGUCAGUUCCGUGUGGGUGAACAAGUCGCCCUGGCACGUUAUCUGAGUACCGUUUGUCCACUAUCAGGAGAAGCAUUGGAGAACGAAAACGAACGUAAGUUGCGGUUGAUCUUGAGUAAAGCUCAGCAACAUCAAAGGCAGCUGCAGGAGCAAAGCACCGGAGGAGGGGAUGGAGCCACUACCCCCGUGAAUAAUUCCCCAUCAUCGCUCAGACGGAAGGGACAAAGCCGAAUACAGUCACCAAGAGUUACUCGACUAAGUGGUCGCCAACACUCCCCGGACACCAUGUCUAGUAGCUAUCACGGUAACACUUCCACUAACAUAAUGUCCUGCAGCCAGAUCGAAAAUUCAAGCGGAGGCAGUCAACUAUUUGAGCUUACAAAAUCUCUCAUAGAUAACAUCACUUCUGAUAGCAUCAUGACUCAAAGUCUUGAUCCAAACAUGUUGAACGCCACUGGUGGUAGCAACAACUCCAUGAAUACUUCAAUGCAUGAAAGUAUCGUUUUGUCGAAGCAACAAAUCAGCACUGGAAGUGCCAAUCUAUACAACGAUCAACCACCUGCUGGACAGGUUAUCAUGGGAGGGCCGCUAGCAGCUGCGUCCAAGAUGGUGCCCGUACCGGAAUCGCUGAUGAGUCCCGAUUGCGGACCGACUACAUCGCCGGCAACCAUUGUGCAGCGUAACAUGCAGAACUGUGCCAAUCAGCCACAGCCGCAGACACCGCAGAUUCCGAAGGCUAUUAAAACCAAAGAUAAUACCCGCGCCGCAGGUAUCCCUACGAGUACAAUGAAAAGCUCGAGCCCACGCCCGACGAAGCGCAGCACCUCAACUAACAACAGCACCAGCAACAGUGUCAGUAGCGAGCGUUCCUCCCCGUCGCUGUCACCCCGUAAAACGUUGACCGGCGCCAGCAGCAAUCACUCCCGAGCGUUGUCUGCCCAGUCAAGAGGUUCGGCCCACGGCGCCCACGCCACCCCGCCAGAUGGCGGCUCCAGCAAUGCCGUUAGCUCGGACGAAGACAGCGAAGCAAUCAACAUAGAUAAGCUGAAAACCAUACGGAAUAAGGCAGCCCAGCAAAGUGGCCAAAUCUUUACGAAAGCCAAAGAGAAGGACGACGUGGAUGGGUCCACGGUUGUCAACAACAAAACCACCGAAAAUUCUGCCAUACUUAUUCAGAAAAUUUGGCGCGGCUACCAGACGCGGAAGAGAGGCCAAAACAUAGCCGACAUCUUGCAGAAGAAAAGAACGCAGGACUACAUUUUGAAAUUGACCAAAGAUAUGGAAAUGACCAAAACCGCACUGGAAAAUGAGCGGAAGAUACAACAGCUGCAAAUGCAAGCCAUCAACGCUCUGUGGAAGAAGGUAUCCGCUAUGCAGCCGACGCAGGCUGCUAACGGGACGACUGACACCUUGAAACUGGAUGUGAUCAACAACGAAAACAGCUCCGUACUUGUAGUGCAGGACUUGACCAAGACUUGCUCGAUGCUCAUGAACCAGGUGCAACAGCUGCAAACGUCUGUGAAGGAUAUUGUCACGUGUAUGCAGUUCUUUGCCAAUGCGAGCAUGUCAGCAUCCACUGCGGACACGUCAUCGAGCAGUCUGAAGGAUAGUUGCGAAACACAAACGGAAAUUGUGGCAGUGCACACCCCACAGGUGGAGCAGUUGCCGGCUUUUCCGUUCAAAUUGGCAACCGGUGCCGGUGGUAAGCUGAUAAGGCCUUCCACGUUGCCGAUCAGUUCCUCGGAAACAUCGCCGAAGAUCACCUCCCAGGAAGGAAAACCGAUCAUCGAGGAGGAAGAAAAUGGCUCCAAGGAGGAUGAAGUGGCAGAGGAAGUUGUCGUGGAAAUUGAAGCCGAUCCCGGCGACAUGGAGGAAAACGACGACGGUGAGCUGAAGGAACUUGAUGAAAGGGAACUCGAAGAAACAGGUACCCUGGUGAAGGUGGUUAACUAACUUUGAAGAAAUUGUAGUUGUCUAGUUUAACAGUAGCUGGCUCCUACCUACCCCUACUCUGUGUAUGUUUGUAUGUUUCACUUGUGUAAUGUGAUUGCUUUUGCAGCUCGACUUCCAGUUCAGUUCAAAGUUUACUGAAAUGUUUAAUUUUAUUUCGUUGAUUAAUUUUAAGUGUACCUAUAUUUGUGAAAAAAAAUACUGAUAUUCAGUUCGUGGCUUUACUAUUGAGUCUAAGAUCUCCCUAGAGUAAAAAAGUAAAUUAAAACAUAAGCAGUUUUUAUUUGGAAGUAUUACAAAUGAUCUCAGAAUAUUUUUAAGUACAUUUUCGUGUGUCAUAGAUCCUUCUGCUUUAGGCUUGACAGGAACUUCCAUUGGUACAUAUUCGUUAACGACACCAAACCUAUAAAUAUCUUUGAUGAUUCCUAGUGAAUUUAAAAUAUUCUGUGCCGCUAGACAUUGAAUUAAAUACAAGUUCAAUUGUGCUGUCCA
Molecule: messenger RNA, 3334 nt
Organism: Armigeres subalbatus
Lineage: Eukaryota; Metazoa; Arthropoda; Insecta; Diptera; Culicidae
Gene: Cep97
Product: centrosomal protein of 97 kDa
Exons: 9
Coding region: 149-2845 (898 amino acids)
Molecular function (GO): protein binding
Source: RefSeq, a predicted model, not a curated record